AUGUAUCCAAAAUAAUUAAACAAAAAUUUAAUAGUGCAUUAUGAUCAUUGCCAAUAACAAAGGAACUUAAGCAUAACUCAGAUAAUAAAAAUUAUAUUCAACAAAAUAACAAUUAAUGAAUCUUUAAUUUAAUUGCACAAUUAAAAUUUUGUAAUUCCUAAUCUAAUAAUUCAAUUCAUUAUAUAUCUAUUUUAUAUGAGCUUAGUAUUAGUUGCUAGCAAAACUUGUCCGCAUUGCAUAAGAGUGGUCUUGACUUUAAACCAUUUAAAAAUACCUUAUGAAUUGAAAUACAUAGAUAUCGAGAAUAGACCUGAUUGGUUUAUAAAAGCAAGUCCAUUAGAGAAAGUGCCUAUUCUAUUUGUUGGUGAUGCAGUCCUUUUUGAAUCCCUUGUAAUUCUAGAUUAUAUCAAUACACUUGCUCCUCAAUCAUUACUUCCAAAAGAUAAUUUAUAGAUAGCCUUGAACAGAUCAAGAGCGGAAUUCUCAUAAGAGAUUAUUGAAAUUCUUUGGAGUGUGUUCUCAGCUAAAACAUUAGAAGUAAAUUAUAAAUUGAUUUUGAGGCUUUUGAUCUACAAAUGAAGGAAUUGAGAUGGUUAUUCUCUUCAUUGGAAAGUUGGCUCUAAUAAACAAAAUUUAUAUCCGACAAUGUUCUGACUCUGGCUGAUUUUGCUUACGCUCCAAUUUUCACUAUAAUACCUGCUUUAAAACAGUUUAUGGAUUUUGAUAUAUUUGAUGGUUUUCCAAGAUUAAGAGCAUACAUCGACACUCUUCAUGCACUCCCUGAACUUAAAAUGAGUUUAGUAGAAAACUAUGAUCAGCUCAUUUAGAAGAAGAUACAAUCACGAGAACCAUACUUUUGGAAGUAAUGA
Molecule: messenger RNA, 869 nt
Organism: Paramecium octaurelia
Lineage: Eukaryota; Ciliophora; Oligohymenophorea; Peniculida; Parameciidae
Source: the annotation of a GenBank genome assembly